This is a messenger RNA of Syngnathus typhle (broad-nosed pipefish), 5067 nucleotides long. It is a transcript of the gene stk40, whose product is annotated as serine/threonine kinase 40. Gene Ontology annotation, molecular function: protein kinase activity; ATP binding. Gene Ontology annotation, biological process: protein phosphorylation. Bases 1342 to 2652 code for a protein of 436 amino acids. Lineage: Eukaryota; Metazoa; Chordata; Actinopteri; Syngnathiformes; Syngnathidae. The transcript has 12 exons. The record is from RefSeq and is a predicted model, not a curated record.
AGGUGGCGCUGUCGCCGUGGAAAGAUGCGAUCAGCGGCGAGCGAGCGAGCAGGCUUUUCUUCCCUAAUCGCUCGCUGCAUUUUCGGCGACAGCCACCCGACCCGCGGCGGUCCGUCCGUCCGUCUGGAGCCGUCGACAAGCACACAACCCACCCUGCCUGCGCGAGAAAUGUCGACGUUGUGAGGAGGGCGGAGGACGACGCCAGACUUUUCUUUUUUUUUUUUUUGGGACCGACCCGGCGGUUUCGGCUCGAGCGUGACUUAGUGUCACGGGCGCUUUGUCUGUCACAAAGCCUGGCCUCAUCAGACUCGCCGGCCGAUGACUAGCGGCAAUGGGGACAGAUGGACGAGAGAGACACCACGAUGACACAAUCUGCUGUCUGGGAUCACCCAAAAAAAAAAAAGGCCUCACGGAAGUGAGAAUUUGCAACGUCCGUCCCUGCCUGUGCUCUGAGCCCAAAGUGCCAACUGGCGGAUGAUCCAUCCGUUGGAUGCACGCGAGAAUCUUGCCUGCUUUAGUUACUGUCUCUCACUUGUGGUGCACACAAAGCUCGUAAUGCUGUCCAAUCUGGUUUUUAUUCCAAUCUUUGAAUUCUGCCGGUGUGAGUCACCCUUCCUUCAGAGCUUCAGUGUGCACCCAAUGCGGCGGUAGAAAACAACAAAUGUGACGGACGGCGUAUAAAGCGAUUCGCUCGUCUGCUCUUGUACAAAGCGGAAACUUAAUUAGCCAGCGUUUUCCAGUCUGCGUUCUAUUCUUAGGUAGAAGAAUUCAAAUGGGACGCAAAUAGAAACUGCUCAUUUGAACACCUUCCUCCAAUUGUGACGUCGAGUGAGCUUUAUUAAUCCUGCAAUUAGGGUUUUUUUUAAUAGCAGAAAAGUGUGACCAGGCCGCAUAUUGUUGAUGCUUGCGUCAUCCAUUCCAUUUCAAAUAGAUUUGGAAGCUAGGACAAAAAAAUUCUCAUGUCAGGUGAAACUCCAAGUUUCCAGCCAAAUUCCCUGUUUCUCUUUGAGUUUUGUUUCAGGUUUUGUUUCGAUGAAAAUGGAACUACUUGUACAAGAUCAAGUGUUUCCCAAAUUUGGAUGGGGUAACAAGAUCAGAAAUUUCACACGGACCGAAAAUGGUCAAAUGAGGAAGUUACAUUUUCUCAGUCAUGGACGCCCCCCCCAGGCCAAUUUGCAACACACUUCCACAAAUAUGCCUUUUGUCAUGCUUGAAAGCCUCCAGAGCUGGUUUGACACGCUGGGGAGGGGAGGAGAGUGUUUGUUUGGUCCUCUUUGGUCUCAUCACCUGAGCAUUUAAAGGCAUACCCGACGGCACUGGAAGUCGAAAGCGAGCCCCAGUAUGUCCAAGCGGCGUGCGUUGGAGAGAGGGGCCGGAGAGACAUCGAGUCGGGGCGGCAAGCUGCAGUGUCCCGUGUACAGUUCGGGCAGCAACGCCAAGCGAGCUGGGCCUUUCAUCCUUGGGCCUCGUCUGGGCAACUCACCAGUACCCAGCAUAGUGCAGUGUCUGGCCAGGAAAGACGGCAGCGACGAUUUCUACCAGCUCAAAAUCCUGACGCUGGAGGAGCGAGCGGACUCUGCCGGCGAGACGCAGGAGGAGAGGCAGGGCAAGAUGUUGCUGCACACCGAGUAUUCCCUCCUGUCCCUGCUGCACAACCAAGACGGCGUGGUCCACCAUCACGGCCUCUUCCAGGACCGGGCCUACGAAAUGGUGGAGGACCCGGAGGCCAACAAGCUGCGCAAGAUGAAGAAGCGCAUCUGCCUGGUCCUGGACUGCCUGUGCGCGCACGACUUCAGCGACAAGACGGCCGACCUCAUCAACCUGCAGCACUACGUCAUCAAGGAGAAGCGGCUGGGCGAGCGCGAGGCCAUCAUCAUCUUCUACGACGUGGUGCGCGUGGUGGAGGCCCUGCACAAGAAGAACAUCGUGCACCGAGACCUCAAGCUGGGAAACAUGGUGCUGAACAAACGGACGCACCGAAUCACCAUCACCAACUUCUGCUUAGGAAAACACCUGGUGAGCGAGGACGACCUGCUCAAAGAUCAGCGAGGGAGCCCCGCCUACAUCAGCCCCGAUGUGCUAAGCGGUCGCCCGUACCGCGGUAAGCCCAGCGACAUGUGGGCUCUGGGCGUGGUCCUGUUCACCAUGCUGUACGGCCAGUUCCCUUUCUACGACAGCAUACCUCAAGAGCUCUUCCGCAAGAUCAAGGCCGCCGAGUACUCCAUCCCAGAAGAUGGCCGCGUGUCCGACAACACGGUUUGUCUGAUCCGAAAGCUGCUGGUGCUCGACCCGCCGCAGAGGUUGACGGCCGGCGAGGUGCUGGAGUCCCUCGGGGACAUCAUCGCCUCUUGGCAGUCGGUUUCGUCGUUGAGCGGCCCGCUGCAGGUGGUUCCGGACAUCGACGAUCAGCUCAACCACCCGGAGCAUCUGCAAGAGGCCAAAGUGACGGAGGAGUCGUCGCAGUACGAGUUUGAGCACUACAUGCGCCAGCAGCUGCUGCUGGCCGAGGAGAAGAACACCUUCCACCAGGCCAAGGGCUUCCUCAAGCGUCACUUCAACAGCCUGCCGCCCGUGCGGCGCCUGGGCCACGACGCCCAGCCCGUCAGCCCGCUGGACGCCGCCAUUUUGGCGCAGCGCUUCCUCCGCAAGUAGAACGCUUGCGUGAGGCGGGCCCGGCCGGGCCGGGUCAAACAAAAUGCGGCGGAACUGCCAAAGAUAGGCCCACCUUUGGGUUACCGCGCAAGCCUCCAGCACGCCAUUCUCAGCGGCGCCGGCCGGCUCCCGCGGGAGCGCCCUCAUGUAGCAGCCCCUCCCCUCCCGUCACGCCUCCCUCCCUCCCUCCCUCCUUCCCUCCCUCCUUCCUUCUACUGUCGGCCCCAUUUUGGAAAACCUUCAAAUCAAUCUACCUCUCCAUCUCUUCUUCUGUGUUGUUCUACAAUCCCACCGACGACGUUCACCAUUUGCCCGUCGCGCUCCGGGGAGAGAAACGACAAACCCGCUCACUCGAGUGGUUUUCUGCCAGGGGAGGGGAUAGAAUGGAAUAAGCUUUUUUUUUUUUUUCUUUUCUUUUCUUUGAAUCAUUCUGACCUUGGAGUAGCAUUUCUAUUAUUCUAUUGAAGACGGACUACAUGGAAACACGCUUUGGUACCGGUUGUCUCGUCCCUGCGGAGAUCUCUUUCCUAGCAUCAGGCAGCUAGCGUGCGGAGGAAGUCGCCAUGCCAAGACCCCCGAUGAGGCCCAAAUGUUGACUGCUGCCGGCGCCGCCGCCUCCUCAUCCUCCUCGGUGCCACAGCCAAAAAAACUUUUUAAACGCCACGGAACUGGUACCCAGCACCUCAUCGGGAAUUGAAAAGGCCUCCAGGUGGUCUGACGAGCGACGGACGAAAAGUGUGUUUCUGUUUCCAGUAUGAAUGUGAAUGACACUUUGACAUGUUUGCAUAGCCAUGAGUGUGUGUGCGUGCACGUGCGCACGCGUGUCUCAAGCCAGUGGCCGCCGAGCCGGCCAUCUUUUAAGCUAUCCUCCACUCUUGCGAGGCUUUUUCCACGCCGCCGUACCGGCUGGAGUACAAGUAGGCGCGCCCGUUUUUACCUGAGAGCAAAAAGGAAAGGGACUUUUGCUCGUACUCGCUAAUGGCGAGUACAGCCAAGCGACGGCCGGCCGGGUAGCGUGCGGUGGAAAAGCGUCCAAAUGAUUUUUCUUAUCUGGCACACUGUGAAAAGCAGACCAACACCCUUGCUUGGGUAUUAGCGGCCCCCUCGUCGACCCCCAUGUAUGAUUCCGCUUUGUAGGUGCUUGGUGAUCCAUACUGUAAUAUUUCUUUUGUGCCCCCCCCCCCCCCCCCCCACUGUUGCCGUGGAAUGCGGUGACGAUUUACACAAUCUUUUUUGUUGAAUUUUUACGUGAAGCUACGCCUACCGGCGACAUUGCCGCGGGCUCAAUCCCACUUUGUAUUAUUUAUGUUUGCAUCCCAACCUCAUUCACUUGCAAUUUCAAGGUGGAUAUUUAUUUAUUGUUCUCUCCCGAAUCUUUCCUUAUACGCAUCGAUGGUAGCUCGGAGCUAACAAAAGUACAUCUGCAUUUCUUGCCAUAUUGACACCAUUUAAGCUAGUCUGACUCACACUAAUGAUUCGAAUUGAUUUGGAGUCUGUCUUCCUUCUCUUGAAUCAUCCAUCCCCAUUUGGACAAUGAGUGUGGGUUGUAGUAACCAAAAUGCUGAUGGCCCACGAGAUGGUAAUUAGCGGUAGUGUACUUUACUAAAUGUCAAUGUUUUUGACCCCCCCCCCCCCGCUCUUUCUAGUUUGUGUUGCUUGCCACGCAUGAAAGUAACUCAAUGUGGAAGGGAAAUGUUGCAUGACGUUGCUGCCACACGUCUCUGCCGCUCAUUUACUAGAGAGUGGAUAGACUAUACUUGGUUCAAUCCUCUCAUUUCUUUUGCAAAAAUUCCAUCAAUCUCCAGACACGCCUUUUCUCAAAAAGUUCGCCUGACAUUUUCACUAUUUUUAUUUGACAAUUUCAUUUUGUAGCAAAAAUCCUCCGCUUCAUCGAUCCCACUGAUUUUUUUUUUCCCAAUAGAUACAAAUGAUAUAUUUAUUCUCCACCCUGAAAAUGAUUUUCCGUACUGAUUUUGUAGUAAUAUUUGAAUCUAGCGCCAUUAUUUGAGAGUGUAAUUUAGUAGCAAAACUGCAGUAAUGGAUUCUCACAAAGCCAACUGUGUCCUCCAACCACCCAAAAACAUUUCACCUUUUUUAGUAGCAUGUUUUUUUUUCCCCCCAAUAUUUGUUUUCUUUUUUUUUUUUUUUUUUGGCAAACUACCCCCACCGGCUUUGAAGUACUGUAGUUGGGUUUAGUUCAGACAUAUUGCUGACGUGUUUCAAGCGCUCAUUUGACAAGGCAGAUGUGUUUUGGUCGUUGUCUCGUAAGCUGCUCGCUCAUCUUUGGGGGCAUGUCGAGACACAAUGACAUUAUUGUACAGUUGGGAAAUCAUCUUUGUAUAAAAUAAACCUAUUUUUCUACUUCAUCAGAAACUACAUGCAUGUCAGCAAUAAACUUUGAUAUGGAAAAAAUGA